CGAGAUUCUAACUUACAUAAUUUCUCACAAAAAUAGUUCAUAAAAUAGCUCCAUAAGACACUGAUAUCAAUAGAAAACCAAAAAGAUGAAGCCGACCUUACAAAAUCCCAGUUCACACUUGCUCAAUUUGAGGGUCUUUUCAAAGCUUCUGUAAAAGAAUAUCCCAAGAGCAUAUCGUGAUGGGGAUAAAUACCACUUUUCUAAAUUGUAGUGCGAGAAACAAAACUACUCACAGUAAUGAAAGUGGCAAACAUGGAGAUGGGUUUCUGUAAACUUUUUAAUUUGCUGGUUAUAAUUGCAGCAUGUACUGCAUCUGGAUCUUUUGGCUUCCGCUCUCUCAAAGCAGACACAGACCAAGAUCCACAACAGGUGCAUAUUUCUCUAGUAGGAAGUGAUCAUAUGAGAGUUUCAUGGAUUACAGAGGAUUUUGAUGUACCCUCGCUGGUGGAGUAUGGAACAUCCCCUGGAAAAUACACUUCCUCUGCAACAGGAAACAAUACUUCAUAUUCCUUUGUAACCUACGAAUCCGGUAGCAUCCACAAUGUGCUGAUUGGACCACUCGCUGCAAAUACUGUUUAUUAUUACCGCUGUGGGGGAUUCGGGGCUGAAUAUAAUCUCAAAACUCCACCCUCACAAUUCCCCAUCACUUUUGCAAUUGUAGGUGAUCCGGGACAAACAGAUCACACAAAAUCCACAUUAGCCCACAUUCAAGAGAUGAAGUAUGAUGUUUUCCUCUUGCCUGGAGACCUUUCUUAUGCAGAUACAAACCAGCCUCUGUGGGACUCGUUCGGCGAGCUGGUUGAGCCUCUGGCAAGUAGCAGGCCAUGGAUGGUUACUCAAGGAAAUCACGAGAUAGAGACCAUUCCACUUAUAAUGAACUACCCAUUCAGAGCAUACAAUGCCAGAUGGAGAAUGCCAUUCGAACAAAGCGGCUCGAGUUCGAAUCUCUUCUACUCAUUUGAAAUUGCAGGUGUGCAUGUAAUAAUGCUGGGCUCCUAUACAGACUUCGGCCCAGGUUCAGAUCAAUACAAAUGGUUGCAGGCGGAUCUUGGAAGGGUGGACAGAAAAAGAACACCGUGGCUUAUAGCUCUGGUGCAUGCACCUUGGUACAAUACAAACAGUGCUCAUCAGGGAGAAGGAGAAGACAUGAGAGUGGCCAUGGAAGAAAUGCUGUAUUCUGCAAAAGUAGAUAUGGUGUUUGCAGGGCAUGUUCAUGCAUACGAACGCUUUAGUGGAGUGUAUAACAAUAAGGCCGAUCCCUGUGGAGCUCUUCACAUUACAAUAGGAGAUGGAGGCAAUCGCGAAGGGCUUGCUUCAAAAUUUGGGCAAAACCAGUCUGGAUUAUCUAUGUUUAGAGAAGCAAACUUUGGGCAUGGUGAACUAAAAAUAGUGAAUGCAACGCACGCGAAUUGGACGUGGCACAGGAAUUCAGAUGGUGAGUCGGUUGCAGCAGACCAAGUUUGGAUUCAGACGUUCGCCUCUUCAACAAGCUGUGUAACGUGAAUUCUUAGAAAAAGAAGAGAGAGAGCUUAUUCUCACUCUCUGUAAAUCCCUAAAUUUGGGAUAUAUUCUAAUAAUAAAGAAAGGUCUUAAACAUUGUGUUUGCA
This is a messenger RNA of Cryptomeria japonica (Japanese cedar), 1607 nucleotides long. Its product is annotated as purple acid phosphatase 22. The transcript has 6 exons. Lineage: Eukaryota; Viridiplantae; Streptophyta; Pinopsida; Cupressales; Cupressaceae. Gene Ontology annotation, molecular function: metal ion binding; acid phosphatase activity. The coding region runs from base 238 to 1503 and encodes 421 amino acids. The record is from RefSeq and is a predicted model, not a curated record.